This is a messenger RNA of Symbiodinium sp. CCMP2592, 3252 nucleotides long. Lineage: Eukaryota; Dinophyceae; Suessiales; Symbiodiniaceae. The record is from the annotation of a GenBank genome assembly.
AUGUUGUACACAAGCCUGCCGCGAUGCUGUCGUUGCUUCGCCGCGACGUGUCUCCUGCUUCGCCUGCAUAGAGCUCUUGCAGCGGCGCCAUCAGCUCGAGCCAACGAGGAACAGGUGCCGCUCUACCUUUGGGUGCAGGAUGAGAUAAAGGAGCGCUUCCUGGAAAUGUGUAACGAGGAGAAUGUGUCCAUCUCUGAGAUGCUGACCAGGUGGGCGGCCACGAGGUCCACAGCUCUUUCGAUUCCAGCCGUCCGCCCUCGCGCUGAGGCUCGCUCGCACGGCGCUGACGUUGGCACCGCUUCUGUCGGUGCAAGCACUUCUUCGAUAGAUCGCGGGGAGCAGACGCCGAGGUCGGGUGCUUCAUCGACGGUUGCGCUGCGUUCUGCGGAAUUGGACGGGGACUUCCUCCUGAAACUGGGUGAUGACGACCUGAAGCUCCUCCGCCGAAAGGCGAAGAAGCACGGCCCGUUGAUUGCAACAUGGACGACCGGCGAAGCCAAGUACAUGAGCUUGGCUAUGAACUUGGCUCUCUCCAUCAGAAAGAACGCCCCGGGCCUGGAGCGGAAUUUCCUCUGCGUGGCACUGGACCGCGCCGCGCGGCGAGCCAUGCGCAAGCGGAAGUUCCACACGCUGUCGCAUCCAGUGCCCCAAGGCCCGGCACUGAAAGAUGCGAUCUGGAAGAUGCGCUGGCUGGUGCUUCACACCUUUGCACACCUUGGCAUUGAUGGUCUCGUGCUGGACUCUGACAUCGUUAUCCUCCAAGAUCCUUUUCCAGCCCUUUGGGGCGACGCCGAUUUCGAGGUGAUGACUGAUCACUUUUGGCCCGAGCAGCACCUGUGGCAGUACUGGACGAGACCCGAGGAGCACAUCAACACGGGCUGCAUAUUUGUGAAGGCGUCCGUCCGCACAAAGGCAUUCCUGUACGAGUUUUUGGAACAUCACAACGAGAGUGAGGUGGGUGGGCUUCAACGCCACUGGAUGGACCAGCAGGUCUUCAAUAAGUUCGUCGAGCAUCGUCUCUUCCACUCCACUGCCGAUCUCGUCCAUGGCCUCUAUGGCAAUCAGGUGUUCCGGAACAUCCGCGCCCAGCAGACUGCACAGCCCAUCCGCCUGCGCGUCCUCGACCCGAAGGUCAUCGCACAUGGGAUGAACUUCUUCUGGCUUCGAGCACAUGAGGGUGCUGGCCAGAAGUCUCCUGCCCUGGCCCAUGCCAACGGCGUAGAUGGCAAGGAGUACUUUCUUCGCGAUCGCGGGCAAUGGUACAUCGACGACUUUGCCGAGCGCUUCGGGGAUCAAAGCUUCGUAAGCUAUGAGCAUCCACCCGGCAUGUCGCUGGCGCAGGACUUCCAACACCUGGUCGAAGCUGUGGUCGUCGCAGCGGCGCUGCGGAGGCGACUGGUGCUUCCGAACACGAUGAACUGCGAGCACUGCCCUGCCCUGGAGCCCUACAAAGCCACCACAGUGCUGAGCGAUGGCAACUGCACCUUCGACUACUUCGCCUGGUCACAGAGUUUUUUGGGACAUCACGGUGACCUCGUGGCAGAAAGUGGCCUGCGGCGUGAGGCCUCGUACCGGAGCCUUCCAGAAACUCGAUACACGGGUUCCCAGUUUGCCAAGGCUCUUGGGAGCCGGGAAGGUCGCUUCUUGAAGAUCGAGUCGUCCAGGCGACUUCACCUCCUGGACAUCCGUGCUGCCUACAAGGAGGUGAACACUGCCGGGUUCGGCCCGCAAGAGGUUUUCCAAUGCCGACACCACGACUGGCCAGUGGGCUGGAUGGCCUGCAGAGAUCAGCGUUUCGUGAAAUACCACGGACAGUUUUCAAAGUGCAAAGCACAUGAAGCACAACCAGGCUGUGGAUACCGGGGUAUAACGUGUUGUGAUGCCUUCUGGGGUUGGGGGGAGAAGCUGGAGUACUUCACCGGGAAACCCUGGGACUUACCUUGUAACUGCGGUCUAUCUGGCUGCGAGGAGAAGCCGCAAGAUCAAGCCGAUGCUUCGCGGGUCUGCUGCGGGCACACCUCGGGCGGCGCUGCGCGUUGCGACCGGCGAAUCCGAUCCGAGUCAGUUCCGGAAGUCAACACCCCGGAAGACAGCGAGUCGUUGACAUCCACGGCCCUUGCAGACUUGGGGAGCUCUUUCCGGAAUGUCACUGCUUUCUGGCAGACCUGCAGGCUCAACAGGCAGCUUCGCUUUUCAGACCGAACCGUGGACGAGCUGAUCUUUGCAUGCCACCGGUUGGCGACCCGGUAUCUACUCCUCAAGCAAAACUUCGAUGCGCUGGGUCAGUGGUGCCGCUUCGCCCACCGGGAGCUGCGCCGUGGGGCGAACGGGCAGAAUCCUGGGUUGUUCCCACCCACCUGGCCCGGCGCAGCUGCAUUGCCUGUCAGGGAUGCUGAGACAGGAGCUUUGGAGGAGAUCAGUCAAGAUCAGUUAUCAUGGAAAAGGCCGCAUGACGUGGCUCAACUGCAAUUCUUGGAGGAAAAUGUUCGUCAUCUCCGGCAAAAGGCCCAAGAGAUGCAGACUCUCGUUCUGGAUUCUCCAAGAGGCAUUCCGUACCCCGGUAAUCGGGCCACAUUCGUUCCAGAGUUGCGCUUUGCCGACGUUUUUCGUGUUGGGGCGCUGGAAUCGGUUCAGGACCUGGCACAUCCAGAAUUCCUGGUCGUGGAUCGUGUGCUGCGGCCUGAGGUCGCAGAUCAGCUGCAGACCUGGCUGGCGCAAGCCACCAUUUGGCACUCGCCAAAAGAUGGUGGGAUUCUCCAAGCCUCCCUUUUGGAUGCGCUGAACGGCGAAGGCCUCAUCGAAUUGAUCAAGGCAUUCGGCGCCUGCGAGCAAGUGCAGAGCGUGCUGCACAAGCACCAUGGUGCCAAACUUGUCCUGGACGACAUGUGGGCCUGGAAGUAUGACUUGUCAUGGAGAAACCCGUCAUUGCCAGUUGAAUCUGAUAGCUGGGUCGGCAGUGCCCCGGAUGUGCUGGCAGUGGUUUCCUUCAAGGAGACAGGUGCCGAAGAUGGCUGGAGUUUUGCGAGGGGCAGCGAGAAGCACUUCAUCCCGCGCAGGCAGAACCAGCUGGUCUUGUGGACAGCAUGGAAAGGCGGCUGGUCUCUCUCCAUGGCUCAAAACAUGGAUGUCCGAUACGAGGAUCGACCUGUUGACUUAUUCCUGGGCUUUCGCAAGAGCCUUGGCCACAAAGUCUACCCUGGCUUAACAGCGCACACGUCGACCAGAUGGCCAGCUGCGGCUAAGCCUGGAUGA